Messenger RNA from Jaculus jaculus (lesser Egyptian jerboa), 3033 nucleotides. RefSeq names its product TPX2 microtubule nucleation factor (gene Tpx2). The coding region runs from base 293 to 2662 and encodes 789 amino acids. Gene Ontology annotation, biological process: regulation of mitotic spindle organization; activation of protein kinase activity. Lineage: Eukaryota; Metazoa; Chordata; Mammalia; Rodentia; Dipodidae. The record is from RefSeq and is a predicted model, not a curated record. Gene Ontology annotation, cellular component: microtubule; spindle. The transcript has 19 exons.
CGGCGUUCUGAUUGGCGCAUUCGACCGGGUUGCCUGGGUUCAAAUUUUCAACCGUACCGCUUGAGUUCCGCGGCGUAUUUGCGGCCUUGGGUUGUCAGAACCGAACCGAGACGAGGCGAGGCGAGGCGGGGUCCUAAUGAGAAGUAUUUCAAACGUCAAGAUUUAAGAAGAGUCUUGACCAGUUUUGAGUUCAGGCUCUAGGAAGUGGACCAGAUAGACUGAUUAAACAGCAGGUGACCUGAGAAGAGUGACCUCGACUAGGAAAAGUCCAUUCUUCUGCUAAGAGUGGGCAAUGUCACAAGUUACAACUCCUUACUCCUUUGACGCCCCCACUGACUUCAUCAACUUUUCAUCUUGGGAUGCUGAGGAAGAUACUGAAAAUGUAGAUGCAUGGUUUGACUGCCCUCGAGCUCUCCAUCCUCUUGCCUCACCUGCAGAGGUUGACCUGGAACUCAACUUCGUAGCCCCAGGCUGGCCUCCAACUCAAGAUCCUAAUCCUCCGUUCUCGGCCGAGAUUAAAGAGGAGAAGGCCAAUUUGGAGAAUAAGUUUCCUGGAAAGAAUGGGAUAGGAGAGCUUUUUCAGGGCAAAUCUUCCUUGAGAAAAGCUAAACCCCAGCAAGGCAGCGCCACACCUUUGAAAGCAGUUGACAACACUUAUAAAGAGACAGAAAAAGAAAAUCUUAAGGAGGAUUCCAUUUCAUCAGAUGUUUGUUCUUCCCUGGGCACUGAGGGAGGAGUGUCAAAAAACCGUCUUGUAGUUCAGCCUCAGAGAAGGUCUCUUAGACUGUCUGCUCAGAAGACUUUGGAACAGAAAGAAAAACACAAUGUCCAAAUGAUAGCAAAGAGAUGUGCCACUCCUGUAAUCCCCAGUGAAAUUCCACCUUCUAAGAAAAUGAAAGUUUCUUGUAACAGAAAGAAACCAGAGGAAGAGGGGGAAGGCAGUGCACAAGAUACUUCCAAAAAUAAUGAAAGAAAAUUCCCAGAGAAAGCCAAGGGCAGACAUGCUGUUCCUGGUGUACCACCUGCAAGGCAGAAGAUUCUGAAAAGUACUGAGGAGCAAGAGUUGGAGAAGAGAAUGAAAAUGCAGCAAGAGGUAGUGGAGAUGCGCAAAAAGAAUGAAGAAUUCAAGAAACUUGCUCUAGCAGGAGCAGGGCAACCUGUGAAGAAAGUGGCCAGCCAGGUCACCAAAACAGUUGACUUUCACUUCCACACAGAUGAGCGAAUCAAACAACAUCCUAAAAACCAGGAGGAGUAUAAGGAAGUGAACUUCACAUCUGAACUACGAAAGCAUCCUCCUUCUCCUGCCGGAGUGAGUAAGGGGUGCACCAUUAUCAAACCUUUUAACCUGUCCAAAGGGAAGAAAAGAACCUUCGAUGAAACAGCUGCUACAUACGUGCCCCUUGCACAGCAGAUCGAAGCCUUCCACAAGCGAACUCCUACUAGAUAUCAUUUGAGGAACAAGAAGGAUGAUAUUAGCCUAUUACCAUCCAAAUCUUCUGCCACCAAGAUCUCCAGAGACCCACAGACUCCAGUGCUUCAGACCAAACAGCGUGCAAGGCCUGUGACCUGCAAGAGUACAGCUGAGCUGGAGGCUGAGGAGCUUGAGAAACUGCAACAAUACAGAUUUAAAGCUCGGGAACUUGACCCCAGAAUCCUUGAGGGUGGGCCUAUCUUGCCCAAGAAACCACCUGUAAAACCACCUACUCAGCCCAUUGGUUUUGAUUUGGAAAUUGAGAAAAGACUCCGGGAGCGAGACUCAAAGAAAUCAGAGGAGGAACACUUUGAAUUUCAUUCCAGACCUUGCCCUACUAAGAUCUUGGAAGAUGUUGUGGGUGUUCCUGAAAAGAAGGUACUUCCAAUCACUGUCCCCAAAUCACCAGCUUUUGCACUGAAGAACAGAAUCCGAAUGCCCACCAGAGAAGAAGAGGAAGAAGAUGAACCAGUAGUCAUAAAAGCUCAGCCUGUGCCACAUUAUGGGGUGCCUUAUAAGCCCCAAAUCCCAGAGGCAAGAAAUGUGGAAAUAUGCCCUUUCUCCUUUGAUUCUCGGGAUAAGGAACGCCAGUUACAGAAGGAGAAGAAGAUAAAAGAAAUGCAGAAAGGGGAGGUACCCAAGUUUAAGGCUCUUCCCUUGCCUCAUUUUGACAACAUUAACCUGCCAGAGAAAAAGGUGAAGAAUGUGACCCAGGCUGAGCCGUUCUGCUUGGAGACAGACAAAAGAGGUGCUCAGAAGGCAGAGAUAUGGAAACAUCAGCUGCAAGAAGAACUAAAGCAGCAGAAAGAAGCAGCUUGCUUCAAGGCUCGUCCAAACACCGUCAUCUUCCAGGAGCCCUUUGUUCCCAAGAAAGAGAAGAGACCAGUUGCCGAGGGCCUUUCUGGUUCUCUAGUUCAGGAACCUUUUCAGCUUGCCACUGAGAAGAGAGCCAAGGAGCGCCAAGAGCUGGAAAGGAGGAUGGCUGAAAUGGAGGCCUGGAAGACCCAGCAUCUGGAGGAAGUCAGGAGACGGGAAGAAGAACAGGAGAAGGAGGAGCUGGCCAAGCUACGCAAAGAGCUGGUACACAAGGCAAAUCCAAUACGCAAAUACCAGGCAGUUGAGGUGAAGUCAAGUGAUCAACCUCUGACUGUGCCAGUGUCUCCUAAUUUCUCCACUCGAUUCCAGUGUUAAAGGCCGCUACCCAACUGUGAGCUACAUCUACUGCUUGGCAACGGACUCUGCUCUGCAUCGUACUGGUGGGGAGUGAACCCAUCUCUCCAGACCUACCCACCCAGCCUGACAGCACACCUGACAACUGUGGAUGUCAAUUUUGCUGAAAAUUGUUCUCAUCCAUUUCUUGAGGCUAAUGAGACUCAACUCUUCUAGGCCUCAAUCAGACUUCUUGUAGUUACUUCCUUUAAACAGCAGUUGACCCUUUAAUUCUGGUCUUAACUCUGACUAGAAUUUCAGGUCUUUGUGUCAGAUAGUAUAAUUUCUUUUUUUCCCUUAUCCCUUUUUUAUAUAUGUAUUUUAAUCAGAAAAUAAAGAUAGUUAAAUCCCAA